Molecule: messenger RNA, 3532 nt
Organism: Pogona vitticeps (central bearded dragon)
Lineage: Eukaryota; Metazoa; Chordata; Lepidosauria; Squamata; Agamidae
Source: RefSeq, a predicted model, not a curated record
UGAUGGCAACAGCUGGCCAGGUGGCAGUGAGUAGCUAGCACUGGUGACCCUGAGGGCAUGGAGCUGUAGGGAGUAAAGAAAAGGAAGUAGACCUGACAAACCUGGAAGUCAGCCUGCUUCUGCUGGGGAGGUGGAAAGCUUGCCCUGAGAAUACUUAUUGCACAGCAAAAAGAGGACAGCAAGUGAGAAAAUAAAACGAAGAGAAUUGCCAUGGCUCCAACCCCUUGGCUAUGCUGACGGACACUUACAGUAAGUUUGGAAGUGCUAGUCCAGGUCAAGACUCGCCCCCUCCUGGAAAAGCCGAGGACAGUUUGGGAGUAGAGCCACCUGCUCAAAAAAUCUGGGGCACCGAAGGCAUGGGAGAUUCCUACGCGGCCACUUUCCCCAAUGGGAAUGGACUGAUGUCUCCUUCGGCAAGCCCGCAAGCUUCCACAACCUACAGCAAUGACUACAGCCCCUUCUCCCAUUCCUUCCCAGCCUCGCCCACCUCCCAAGACCCAUCUUCCUUGCUGGUAUCCAAGGGGCACCCAUCCCCUGACUGCCUCCCCAGUGUCUACACUUCCUUGGACAUGGCACAUCCUUAUGGCUCCUGGUACAAAGCUGGCAUUCACCCAGGCAUCUCCACCAGCUCCAGCAACCCCACCGCUUCCUGGUGGGACAUGCACUCUAACAGCAACUGGCUGAGCUCUCAGCCCCAGUCGGAUGGGCUCCAGAGCUCCUUGCAGUCCAUGCCAAGCCAGGCCCCCAUCAGUCCCCAGCUGCCCAGUUACACUUCUGAGUUCACCACUUUGAACCCUGCCCCGUACCCUGCCGUGGGCAUCACCUCCUCCUCCCACCUCCUCCCUUCCAGCCAGCAUGUCCUGCCCCAAGAGAUGUACAAGCCCAAGCCGGUCGCCAACAACUCCCUGAUGGAAGGAGGGAUUGGACUGAAGUCCGGGAGAGGCGGCUCCUUCGGGAGCACGGCAGGCAGGUCAACCUGCGACUGCCCCAACUGCCAAGAGCUGGAGCGGCUUGGGGCCUCUGCAGCCAGCCUGCGAAAGAAGCCCAUCCACAGCUGCCACAUUCCAGGAUGCGGGAAGGUCUAUGGGAAGGCCUCACACCUCAAAGCCCACCUGCGGUGGCACACUGGCGAGCGCCCCUUUGUCUGCAACUGGCUCUUCUGCGGCAAGCGCUUCACGCGUUCGGAUGAGCUGGAGCGCCACGUGCGCACGCACACCCGGGAGAAGAAGUUCACCUGCCUGCUCUGCAACAAGCGCUUCACCCGCAGCGACCAUCUCAGCAAGCACCAGAAGACCCACAACGAGCUGGGGGUAGGCAAGCCCCCAGAGGGGGAGGGGGAGAGGGAAGAGGACACGGCGGUGGCCAGUUCCCCUAGCACUGCCCUGCAGGACGGCCUCCCUGGAGAGGAGAAAGACCCCACUAGCCCAGAGCAGAGCAAUCUGCUGGAAAUCUAGAUUGGGCACAGAGUGCCUCAUCUUCCCUGCUUCACAUUAUCACCCACCACCUUUUUUUGGAAGGCCUUUCAGCUAAGUAAUUUAUUUCCCACGGAGAAGCACAGAUGCAGGGGCUGUUGGCCUUCCCUCCAGACAAAGAUCUCACCUUGCCUCCCUUGAACUCUCUACCUUCCAUCCCUCUGAUCCCUGAAGCAAAUUUUGCGGAGACCUCAGAAAGGCUGUGACUUUUUGGACCAAGACGGAUGUAUCAGAGCCAGAUUUGAAUCCAAGUUUCCAGCCUUUCCCUCUGCUGUUAAAAUAUAAAGGCCCUGCCUGUCUUCCUAAUCUCACCAUAAUCUCUCAAGAGAAUGCACAUGAACUCAUGCCAUUGCAUCCAUCCGUAGAGUUGGCCAACUAGCAGGCAGGGCAGGACCAAAGUGGGUUUUUCUCAGGGCAUGUAUAGGAAUCAUCUUCCAUCUGGUGCAACCCACUGACCAUUUAAUUCCAGCCUCCUUUGUUCCUGCAUUACACAGAAGAAGGAAGAGGGGGGAAUGCAUAGGCAUGCAUUGAGACUAGGGUGGAGCAUCUGCACCCAAAGAACAUGUCCUUGCUUCACGAUGUACAAAGAAAGAAUUGCGAUCUCUGAUUCAGGACAUGGCAAAUAGGCUUGAUAAGUCCAAAGUUUGAAAGGCCUCCUGUACCUUUUAAGUUUUCCAAUGAAAGGGCUAAUUCCACUGAAGCCCAAGGGUGGCUUGUCAGGUACACGGCAACACGGAUGAUUAAAACCACCGUUGGAAAAAUCCUGCCUACUGUGAAGCUUUGAAAGGUAUGCAAGCCCUCUUGGGGCCUGGACAUGAAAUUCUGUGAGCAAGACCCUUAAUAGAAGUCUAGGGGGCCAUUGUUUUGAAAUAAGAGGCAUCUGUGCAGACAGGAGGAAGCUCGACAAGUGAAAUCUUGUUCUUUUAAAAACCAAGCAGGCCCAGGGGUUAGUUUAGAGAAUAGGUUUGAAAAGGGCUGGAUGAGGGCCCACUUGCACAGCUGUUGGCCCAUUGUGCACAUACGAUGGAGGCUCCACCCUGACCUGUUCCCUCUGCUUUCUCUGCUCUUUAAUGGAAUACCCAUGAAAGUUGACCAGUCUGAAUAGGUGAAGUGGUCUAAUAUCCCUCCAAGGACAGUCCCUACAUUUUCCAGGUCCCAGCUAUGCUUAUGCUUCUUGGGUAUGUCAAGCACCAUGCCAAAAGCAUAGAGAUCGGCUUCAAAAUGGCCAUUUUUGGAAUACUGAUCGGGAAUGACCCCAGGACUGUUCUUCCAAUGAAAUCAAGAAAACACAGACACUCUUCUCACAGAGAAGUAACCACGUGGGGAAACCAAGGCUGUCCACUCGGCAAAAGUCAAUACAGGGGCUGUCGGCCGUCCCACAAAGGUGCUACAGGGCCCUUGGAUCUCCCUCCCUCCCUCCCCAUGUAUUUAAUCUAGAAGUAUAUUUAUGCCGUAAAUUAUAAUGACAGAUUAAGAGAAGGAAGGAGGCAACUGGGUUAUGCGAGAGGCCUCUAUAACACACAUGGCAUCUUUAUCUUACCAGAAUUGUCUUCUCUGUUAAUUGGGGGCUUUCUCUGUGCGGAGCAACAUGAUCUACAACUUACUCAGUACCUUUUUCUCUCUCCUCUCUCUCGCUCUUUCUCUUGCUUUAUAUGAUGGGGAGGAAAUCUGAAUAUUUAUAAUCUUGAAACGUGUUUAUGUUCUGUUCACUUUUUAAUGAUAGACCUGGAUUUGAAAAUGAUAAAUAUUAGGAAUACAUGGAGCCAGAUGCCAACUGCUGAGUGUUUGAGUUUUGGGAAGAAAUCUUAUUUUUUUAUGGGGAGUUGACCUCUGGCAAAAGGCUUUAAAAUCAGUGAUGAGACCUUACAGUCCAGGCCCCUGUUUUUUUUUUGCGGGGGGAGGGGAUUAUUUCCUUCUCAGAAGUAAGUUCUUUGCAGAAACAUAGCUAAAUUCCUUUCUUCAAUCCACUUGAUGGUCCUGUGUCUAUUUUUAAGCCCACAGGAUGAAGGGAAGAGCUAUAUCCAUGGGAUCAGUAUAUACUGAUUCACUUAUCCACGGUC